CUUUCUUUUUCUCUUUCUCAUAUUUUAUGGUUGUUCAAUCCAUUCCUAUUGUUGAUUUUGCCAAAUUUGAAGAGAAUCCAAAUAAAGUAGCUCAACAGGUAUUCGAUGCUUGUAAGUCUAUCGGAUUCUUUUACAUCAUAAACCACACCAUCCCUCAAGGAGAUAUUGACAAGGCCUUUGAGUUGAGCAAAGAGUUUUUUAACUUGCCACAAGAAGAGAGACGCAAAUACUUGAUUAGUAAAGAUAAUCAUGGCUAUUCAGAACUGUACAGUGAAAGACUGGAUCCUGAACAUCAGAAACAAGGAGAUCAUAAAGAGGGCUUCAACUUUCGCAACUUCAUCAAUGGAGAGCCUUUUGAACCCCUUCCCUCUGUCUUUGAUAAGGAAAAGGACUUUUUGUGUUAUUUCUCACAGAUAUGUUAUAAAACAGCUCUACAAAUAUUACUUGCAUUUGGUAUUGCAUUAGAGAUCCCAGAAGAUAAAGGCGGUAAAGAAUUCUUUGUGAAGGCUCAUUCAUAUGAAAACUCUGGAGAUAUCCUUCGUUUUCUUAAAUAUCCUCGAGGAGGAGAAACUGAUGUCAAGGAUCCUGUCAGAGCUGGUGCUCAUUCUGACUAUGGAUCAAUCACCCUGCUGUUUCAAAAAGACAUUCCCGGCUUGGAAGUACAAGCAAGUCGCACCGAAUGGAUUUCAGCCCCAUUGAUCGAAGGUGCUAUCUUGGUCAAUGUAGGCGACCAGAUGGAACUGUGGACAAAUGGACUAUUUAAAUCUACUUUACAUCGUGUUGUGUUUUUACCUGAGCAUAAACACCUCGAUCGCUACUCAAUGCCAUUCUUUGUUCAUCCUGAUGAUAAUGUCCCAUUAUCCCCUGUCCCUUCAAAGCAUGUUGAUCAAUCAUCAAAGACGGAUGGUCAUACUCUUACUGCAGGAGAACAUUUGAGAAAUCGAUUGGAUGCUACUUAUACUUAUGGAAAGAAAUGAAGAAAAUAAAAAACCUCCCCAUUGACUACGGUUUCUCUUUUUGAAAUUCUAAAAAU
Molecule: messenger RNA, 1033 nt
Organism: Rhizopus microsporus ATCC 52813
Lineage: Eukaryota; Fungi; Mucoromycota; Mucoromycetes; Mucorales; Rhizopodaceae
Product: Clavaminate synthase-like protein
Exons: 6
Coding region: 27-977 (316 amino acids)
Molecular function (GO): dioxygenase activity
Source: RefSeq, a predicted model, not a curated record